UUUGUUCUUCCUCGUUUACAUUUAUGAAUGAAUGAUAUUCAUAUCUUCCACCACCACCACCACCACCAUUAAUCCUACUUGACUGUGUCAUUUGAUUAUGAACUAUAACUACCAUCAUUCAUUAUACCAUCUAUAUAGUAUCAACUCUGCAAACACUCCAACAAUGAAUUGUGGGAAACAAUUCAAAUUUGUUACAGAUGUUGUUGCUGCGUCUUCUCAUCUUCUUCUUCUUCUUUUUCAUCUUCCCAAUUUCAUACUCAAUACCAUUCAUUGUAAUUCACGGAAUUGGGAAUCAGUGCUCUAGCGACGAACUCAAAUCAUUCACCGAUGAAUUGAUCACCUACUCUGGUGUUCAAGGAUUUUGCAUUGAGGUAGGUAAUGGAGCAUGGGAUUCUUGGUUUAUGCCAUUGCAAAAUCAGGCAGAUGUUGUUUGCCAGAAGGUGAAGGAAAUGAAAGAAUUGAACGAAGGAUACAACAUUGUUGGCCUUUCCCAGGGAAAUUUAAUUGGUCGAGGUGUGGUUGAGUUUUGUGAAGGAGGACCUCCCGUUAAGAACUUUAUCUCUUUAGCGGGCCCUCAUACUGGUACUGCUUCAGUUCCCCUGUGUGGUACAGGAGUCUUUUGCAAAAUUGCAGACAAUCUCAUCAAGGGAGAGGUUUACAGUACCUAUAUAGAGAAAGGAAAUGUUGAUUCAUCAAAUAUGACAUGGUGACAAAUGAUGAUUUUAUUUUGUGAAAGAUCAUAACAUUUGUACCCACGAUGAUUGGAAGGAUAUCCUAAAAAUACACAUGGGGUGGAGCGAGAUUGGAGUUUGUUUAUAGUAGUUGAUGGAAAAAGGGGAUAACAUAGGCAACCAAAAAUUUUUAGGUGAGAAUAGGAAGGAUCCUUUUGAAAAAGAAUUUUGAGAGGUGAUUGAUAAUUCAACUUUUUGUUUGGUAAAAUGUUCAAUAGGUAAGUAGCCAUUUGUAAAGCAUGAUGCCAAAAAUGCGGCGGUAAAGAAGCAUGAAUUAGUAAAGUCCGAAUCAUAUUAUUAAUAGAGCGGAUUUUUCGUUCAACUUUUCCAUUUUGUGAUGAAGUAUGAGGACACGAGAAACGAAAUGAAAUUCCGUUUGCUUGA
Molecule: messenger RNA, 1115 nt
Organism: Trifolium pratense (red clover)
Lineage: Eukaryota; Viridiplantae; Streptophyta; Magnoliopsida; Fabales; Fabaceae
Product: palmitoyl-protein thioesterase 3-like
Exons: 8
Coding region: 198-710 (170 amino acids)
Cellular component (GO): intracellular membrane-bounded organelle
Molecular function (GO): thiolester hydrolase activity
Source: RefSeq, a predicted model, not a curated record